AGAAGAUGAUCCAUAUUAGAAAAGAAAAGGGAAUAACCUUACCCUCACAUCAAUUUUAUUAUUUCUGAAUCUGAAUGAACUGGCAACAACGUUGCCUUCCAAUCAACCCAUCGCAGCAAGAACUGUUCCGUUUGCUCUUUCAGAUGUUUUUUUUGCUUUCUAUCUUCAUGUAAACAAAAUAACCUAAAUUUCGAGGUGAGUGCAGUUUAAGAGAGGGGAAUAUUAUGACUAGAAAGAAGAUACAGAUCAAGAAAAUCGACAAUAUCAGUUCGAGGCAAGUGACUUUCUCUAAGAGGAGGAAAGGGCUUUUCAAGAAAGCUCAGGAGCUUUCAACCCUUUGUGAUGCAGACAUUGCUCUUAUGGUUUUUUCUGCAACUAGUAAGCUCUUUGAGUAUGCUAGUUCAAGUAUGCAACAAGUAAUUGAAAGGCGUAAUGGAUAUUCAGCAAAUCAUAGAUUAUUGGACUAUCCAUCUACUGAUGAUCAGCUUCAGGUUGAGAGUGACUCAAAUCGCGAUACACUGCGAAAGAAAUUAGAAGAUAAAUCUCGUGAACUGAGGCAAUUGAACGGAGAAGAUCUGCAAGAAUUGACAGUACAAGAACUCCAGAAACUAGAGGUGCUUCUUAAAAGAAGUUUGUCUAGUGUUUCCAAAAUAAAGGAUGAAAUGUUUAUGCGAGACAUCGACACCCUUAAGAGAAAGGAAGUGGAACUGAUGGAAGAAAACCGAAGAUUGAAACAUGUGGUACCAGACCUUAUAAAUGUACGAUGGCAACAAUCAUUGGAAACUGUUAUCAGUGGUUCGUCUUUUUCUCUUGAAGACGAUGGCAGUGACACUUCUCUCAAGUUGGGGUUACCAUUUCUUAAAUAAAUAAAAUUUGAUUCAGAGGACUGUGAGAAGGAGACAACAGUUUCGAUGAUCAACCUAUUAAAUUCAGUAUUGUUACUUGCUGUUUAAACAAAAGUAAUGUAAAGUAGUUGAUAUAGUUAAGGAAAAUGAGGCCUUGGUUGUAGAAUUGUACUUCAAUGCACAAUUUGUUCUAUUUUCUUUUGCAAAUUAAUUCACAGCAAGUGUUUACAUUACAUAUAUGCCAAAGUUGAUGUAUAUACUA
This is a messenger RNA of Medicago truncatula (barrel medic), 1107 nucleotides long. RefSeq names its product MADS-box protein AGL24. The transcript has 10 exons. Gene Ontology annotation, biological process: positive regulation of transcription by RNA polymerase II. Gene Ontology annotation, cellular component: nucleus. The record is from RefSeq and is a predicted model, not a curated record. Bases 225 to 866 code for a protein of 213 amino acids. Gene Ontology annotation, molecular function: RNA polymerase II transcription regulatory region sequence-specific DNA binding; DNA-binding transcription factor activity; protein dimerization activity. NCBI's taxonomy places the organism in Eukaryota, Viridiplantae, Streptophyta, Magnoliopsida, Fabales, Fabaceae.